AACCUCACUCUUGUUAACCAAGUUGGCGCCAAUUUCGUUACACCUUUCAUUUUAGAGUUCAAAAUAAUCCUCAAAUAAAUACUCCCCUAAAUUCUCUCAAAAAAAUACAUCAUUCCUACUUAAAACUAACUUUAUUAAUUUUUUUUUGUCAUCUCCUCUCAAAUCUAUCCUUGAUCAAAAUAACAUCCAUGUUUCACACUCACGCAUCCUAUUUUAUCUUUCAUGUGUGCAUGUAAAACAACAUAUUUAAGACAAAAUGGGUUGCGGAGGAUCUAAGCUUGAGCCGGAACAAGAAGCUGGCCUCCGACCAAUCAUUCGUCGUAGGAUCGACGAGUUUCUAGCCAGGAGGAACGCUGGCCUCUCCAAGAAGGAACUCCUUGCAGGUGACGUUACUACUUCUCAUCGCUCUGAAGUAGAAGAAGAAGAAGAAGAAAAAGAAGAGAUCAUUGCUAAGGAAGAUAAAACGUCUAUUUCGCCUCCUAAUAAUGUUUCUGAUGACGAUCAUGCCUCCUUUCUUAAACAAGAUAGCCCUCAAAAAAAUUCUAACAUUGAUGAUAAUAGUGCAUCAAUAAUAUUAUUCCCUAUAUUGGAGGAUAAAAAUGAUGUUAAUAACAUUAAAAAUGAUGUUAAUAAUGUUAAAAAUGAUGUUAUUAAUACUGAUGUUGAUGAAAUUAAAUUUGAAAAUAAUUUGCAUGAUAAAGAAGUAAUUAAGGAGGAGGAAUGCACGUUUGAUAAUCAAGAUGAGCUUGAGAGAUCGGAGUUGUUGGCUCCGAGCUCUCCUAGCUUUCGAGUUUAUUGUGUUCAUUCUCUUGAUGAAGAAGAGCUUCAAGAUGUUGUAGGACAACUUGAACCAGUAGAAGAAUGCAGCCAAGAAGAUGAUAAAAAUUGGUUACGACAAGAAUCAUCUAGUUCAAAUAAGCAGGUAGUGGAAGAGAAGAACACCAUGUUGAAGAAGCAUAAAAGAGUGAAGAUGUUUAAAAUAGGAAUUCCAAAAGGAGGAAAACAUAUAUUUCAUAACAUGCAUUCGUUAUAUCACCUUCCUUGUACUUCACACAAUUCUCAUUUCAUUCAACAAGCAGCUGCGUGAUAGUAUAUAUUCAAUGGAACAUACGUACGUCGCGUCUCUAUAACAAUUAGGAGGAGCUUAAUUCUAAAUUCGAUCUAGGAGAGAAAUAAAGGAGGGAUUUGAAAUGGUGUUUAAUUAAUUUUCCUAGUAAUAUUUUUUCAGUUUCCUUUUUUAUGUGUAGGAAGAUGAUAUGAUCUUACUAGCAAACCUAAAGCGUAGUUGCGAGCAUGAUUUCAUGAUAUUCUAUGAUUUUGUUGUAGGGAAAUGCAAAAUAUUGCUUUAUCUUAUCUCAUCUUCAACGUUCAUCUAUUUUGUUAUAUAAAAAAAAA
Messenger RNA from Chenopodium quinoa (quinoa), 1395 nucleotides. RefSeq names its product pentatricopeptide repeat-containing protein PFL1605w-like. The coding region runs from base 257 to 1087 and encodes 276 amino acids. Lineage: Eukaryota; Viridiplantae; Streptophyta; Magnoliopsida; Caryophyllales; Amaranthaceae. The transcript is spliced from 3 exons. The record is from RefSeq and is a predicted model, not a curated record.